AUGGAGACAAGCCCAGACAGGUUCUUCUUCCCGGGAAACCACUGGCUGUACUUCUCUGUGUACCUCUUCUCCUUCCUUGUGGGGCUCCCACUCAACCUGAUGGCCCUGGUGAUCUUCGUGGGCAAGCUGCGGCGCCGCCCGGUGGCGGUGGACAUUCUCCUGCUCAACAUGACCCUCUCGGACCUGCUCCUGCUGCUCUUCCUGCCGUUCCGCAUGGUGGAGGCGGCCAGUGGCAUGCGCUGGCCGCUGCCCUUCAUCCUCUGCCCCCUGUCCGGGUUCCUCUUCUUCACCAGCAUCUAUCUCACGUCCCUCUUCCUGGCAGCCGUGAGCACUGAGCGCUUCCUGAGCGUGGCCUACCCGAUGUGGUACAAGACGCGGCCCAGGCUGGGCCAGGCUGCCCUGGUCAGUGGCAUCUGCUGGCUCCUGGCGGCUUCUCACUGCAGCGUGGUCUACGUCGCUGAAUUCUCUGGGGACCAAUCCCACAGCCAGGGAUCCAACGGGACCUGCUACCUGGAAUUCCGGGAGGACCAGCUGGCCUUUUUGCUGCCCGUCCGGCUGGAGAUGGCCGUGAUCCUUUUUGGGGUGCCCCUGCUCAUCAGCGGUUUCUGCUACAGUCGCCUCGUGUGGAUCCUCAGCAGGGGGAGCAGCCGGCGCAGGCGCAGGAGGGUGGUGGGGCUCGUGGUGGCCACGCUGCUCAACUUCCUCGUGUGCUUUGGGCCCUACAACAUGUCCCACGUGGUGGGCUACAUCGAGGGUCAGAGCCCCACCUGGAGGAGUUACGUGCUGCUCCUCAGCACCCUGAAUUCCUGUGUGGACCCCCUUGUCUACUAUUUCUCAUCAUCUAGGUUCCAAGCCGAUUUCAAGGAGCUGCUGGGGAGGCUGAUGGGCGGCUGCAGCCCUUGGAGGCUGGAGGUUAGUGUGGAGCUGAAGGUCAAGGGUGGAGGAGAGGGGCAGGUGCAGGACUGUGCAACCUAG
Molecule: messenger RNA, 975 nt
Organism: Urocitellus parryii (Arctic ground squirrel)
Lineage: Eukaryota; Metazoa; Chordata; Mammalia; Rodentia; Sciuridae
Gene: Ffar3
Product: free fatty acid receptor 3
Biological process (GO): G protein-coupled receptor signaling pathway; cellular response to fatty acid
Cellular component (GO): plasma membrane
Molecular function (GO): G protein-coupled receptor activity
Source: RefSeq, a predicted model, not a curated record